AUGGGAGAUGCAGUGCUAUUCCAACUGGUUAACCUUAAGACAUUUAAGGUUUUUAUUGUAAGGGAAAAUGGUGUAGCUGACACUAAUGGCGGAGCAGACACUGAUGGUGAUAUAAGCCUUCUGGAACUGAAAGCGCAGGCGCAGAAAGUACUCAAGUUACUUACGCCUUGUGGUGCGAUGUUUAAACUAGGCGAUGCUGAUAAUAAUUUGAAGCGGGAGAGAAAAAUGGUUGCGAAGCGCCAAAAGCGUAUUCCUUCGGUUGAUGCUCGAUGCUUCGGCGAUGCUGGUAAGAAUCUGAAGCCGGAGGAAAAUCCUGCAGCGAAACGCCAAAGGCGUGUUCCUCCAGCUGUUGUUCGGGAUGAAAAUGGAAGUCAGCAGCAACCUGAUGACAAUGGUGAUGUGGUAGAUUCAGUGGUUGCAGAUUUUGAGAGUUUCACGAAAAUCGUUGGCGAUUUAGUUGGAGAUUCUGAAAUGCCCGAGGACGUAAUGGCUAAAUAUUACGAGCUCUGCUGCACCCAUAACUCGUUCCUUCAUACAAAUAUUCGUCCCGGCCACAAUUCUAAUUUAGUUGCGGGUAUGAUUAUCGAAACUGUCGAAAUUGUUCAUGGCAUUAGGUCUUGCAAACUCUGGAACACUUUCAAUGGUGAGUUGACAGUGUGGAGACAUAAAUUGGAAGCCUCUGAGAAGCUUGGCAUGAGCGUGGGUUUUGUAUUUCCCAGAUUAAACGAACUUCAGAAACUAUCCGAAAGGGCAGUGAGAAGGCUUCCAUAUCAGCAAAUUUACCAGGAACGAUGCAAUUUUGUAGCUUACAUGUUUGUUUGA
Messenger RNA from Papaver somniferum (opium poppy), 822 nucleotides. RefSeq names its product B3 domain-containing protein Os01g0234100-like. Bases 1 to 822 code for a protein of 273 amino acids. NCBI's taxonomy places the organism in Eukaryota, Viridiplantae, Streptophyta, Magnoliopsida, Ranunculales, Papaveraceae. The record is from RefSeq and is a predicted model, not a curated record. The transcript has 3 exons.